This is a messenger RNA of Geodia barretti, 1595 nucleotides long. Lineage: Eukaryota; Metazoa; Porifera; Demospongiae; Tetractinellida; Geodiidae. The record is from the annotation of a GenBank genome assembly.
AGACACGAGCAUUGUUACCAGUCAAAGUAGAAGCACUUGAACAGCAACGCAGGCAUGCUCACUCUACUACCGCUCAGCGGUAUCCAAGAUGUGUUCAAGCGCCGCAACAGUACGACCAUGGAGCAGUUCACCGACCGCCGCGGCUCGAUCAGCGUCUACGACACGUACUCGCUCCCCAACUCCAAGGCCGACAUGCGCCGUUUCUCGAGCUACGAGCAACUAGCGCCGUUCUUUCAGCAGAUCCUCUCGCAGCAGGAGGGCAUCGUUGGGAGAGUCGCUUCCACGCCCGCUCCCGCUCCCGUCCCCACCUCCCCGUCCACCGCGUCCACCUCCAGCACCAGCCCGACCAUCCCGUCGCCGCUCGUGCGGUCCCGUCGCGGCUCCAUCGGCAGCCGGUUCGCCAGCGCGCUCACGGGCUCGUUUCGCCGGCAGAAGUCCGCAUCCUCCUUCGCGAGACCGGUCUACGAGAGCGAGCCGGAUGUCAGCUGCGAGGACUUGGACGCUAAGCUCGCGGAAAUCAAUGGGAAACUGGCUCAGUUCAAAUCAGAAGACCUCGACAUAUCGCAGAGAGUUGAAGACUUGUCCAGCUCUGUGGAGGAGCUCUACGUGAGCACGCCAGAAUGCUACUCCCCACUUUGUCACCAGGACCGGCUCUACAGCCAGCUUCGCGAGGACAAAAUGCGGAUGCAUCGCUCGAAUUCAUUUCAGAACUACCACUCUCCCUCCCUCUCUGGACUCCAGUCCAUCAGCGAGAACGACAGUGAGCUAGGCAGAGACACGCACCGGGAGGAACUGGAAGAGGAGGCUGAAGAACCACAGGCGAGACCCCACGGGCAGGUGACUCUGCGACGCUCCACCCCAGUCCAGCGCUCCAGACCGUCUUCCUACGCGUCCAUCUCGGAGGAACCCGAGCCAACAAUCCCAGAUUCGACCACCACUGACACCAAGGUAUACUGUCUACCAAACAACACACUCAGACUAGCCCCGCCCACUGGUAGAGCAAAGAGCCUGUCCCAGAUCCCACACGUCAUCCGGAACGAUUUGUCGUCGCGGCACGCGGACCCAGCAGAAACUUCCAGAAAACGAAACUCUGUCAUCUCCAUAAUGUCCGACUCUGUCCUCAUCACCCACCGCCACUUGCCAGCAAUGAGAUCUCUACUAAAGGAACAAGAGCUCUGAGACUGCCUGGCUCUUGUCCCCAGCACACAAACUGUUCACAGACCAGGUAUACCACACUGCUCACGAAACACGCUGACAAAUCAAUAACAGAGGAACACUUAGCGUUCAACAUCUGAUGUGUGGAAGCGAAAUGUUGGAUGCAAACAUGACACAAGUACAACAGUCACUGACUGGCACUGUUUGGAACUUUCUUCUGAACUACAAUCACAUCCUCUGACUCCCCGACAUAUCCCUUUUUGUCGUGCAUGUGUCUGUGUGUGUCAUUCUUGUGCUCUGAACACCAGCUUCAUUUUCUGGUCAUAUUAUUAUUAUUAUCAUGAUGCUAUGAUCGGUCAGAUAUUUUGUUUGUCAAAUAUGCCAUUGUAUGUAUUGUGUGUGCACAACAGUUUCCAAAACUGAAGAAUUGGAUUCAACAU